AUGUCGUCUGCUGAAGCGGAACGAAGGCGCCGGGAAGCGCUCGCCGCUCUUAAAGAGAAGAAGCUAAACAAGCCCUCUGUCCAACCUAUAACUGUUGAAUCUUCGCCUGAAUCUCAUGUCCUUGUCCCACCAUCCUCUUCUCCCGCUCCUACGCCCAGUACCCAUCCUUCCAAAUACUUCAGCAACGGCAAUAAUAUCGCUCAGAAGCUGAACUAUGGAUCAGCUUCCUUAGCCGGUACCGGAGUUAUACCUUCUUCAGGUAUUGGACGUCGAUUCGACCAAACCGAUUCUCAAACUACAUUAACGGGAAGUCCGCAAGAUGUGUUGAAAGCUUUGCAUAGUCGGCAUGCACCUGAAUCAAGAUCAUCUACAGCUGUAGGAUCCACUUCCGCGUUCUCCUAUGACGCCUCGACUUCUCGGUCUACCAACAAUGCUUCUCUGUUAGAUUCACCUUCAUCACCUCAACCGCUAAGUAGGCUGAAAGCUAGGUAUCGUGAUCCCGACGAACCUGAUUCUCCCAUUCGAUCGACCAACGGGAACGGGAGUAUCAUCCCUUCAUCUCCUAUAUCGAAUUCUUCAGCUACAUCCCGUCAACCAAGUUUAGUUUUAGCUGCUCAGAAUCAAUCGAAAAGCCGUGAAGUCGAAAUCCAAAAUAUGGCCAAUAGACUAUCAAAUCAAUUUAGGAAUGUACAACCUCAACUGAUCUUAUCUCUUCUGAAGAAAUACCCAGAUAAUCACGAUAGAGCUAUCAAUCAGAUUCACGCAAUGAAUGAUCGACCUUCUUCACCUCUCAACACUACCUCCACACCGCCAAGGUUCGAAGCGUUCACUCCCAACAAGGUUAAACCACCUACGAUGAACCAAUAUAGACCUACGAUGGUAUCUAGACCUUCAUCUUCAUCUUCGGUGAUCCCACCCGCACCGAAAGUUCGAGUGAUCAAUCCUCCCAAGCCUAAGAAAAAUGCCAAAUCGACUAUAUAUGCCAAUCGGGCGAAUAAUGGGAAAAGAAGGGAUCCAGAUGAGAGUAGUUCAGGUGAAGAGGGAGAAGGGAUGUUCUCUGAUAAUGAUAGUGAAGGAUCUUGGUCGGGAGAUGAAGGUAGGAAGAAGAAGAGAAGAAAAGGUGAUCCCGAGGUUGAUGCUGAGGGAGAAGCGUUGAAGGCUUUCAAUGAGGUGGAUGCGGAUAUGUUGACUGGGACUAUCGCCUGUAGCGCCGAACAAGCAGCUAUCAUCAUCAAGCUACGACCGUACGAAGACGUCGACGACGCGAGGCAUAAACUUACAAAAGCCCGAGGCGUAUCGUUCAAAUUGUUCGAACAGUAUACAGAGAUCAUGGAGGGAUACGUACAGAUCGACGCAUGUCUCAAUAGAUGUGAAGCUAUAGCCAACGAUGUAGGAAAUACCCUAGCUGUUUGGAGAGGAGCAUCAAUGGCCCAGGACAGUGUAGUUGGGACACCUCGGUCCGACGGAUUGAACGACGUUAAAGUGGAUGUCGCGAAGGUAUCAGAGCUGCUGAGGAAAGAAACGGAUAUGAAGAAGAGGAAGAUUCUAUCAAGUUACAUACAAACUCAACCUUCCACCUUGAGUGAGGGAACGAUAUUGAAAGAUUAUCAAUUGUUGGGCGUAAAUUGGUUGAAUUUGCUUUAUUCAAAAAAGAUCGGUUGUAUCCUAGCGGAUGAAAUGGGUCUCGGUAAAACAAUCCAGGUGAUAUCGUUCAUUGCUCAUCUCAAAGAGAGGGGUAUCAAAGGUCCACAUAUGAUCUUCGUACCCGCGUCCACACUCGAAAAUUGGACUAGAGAAUUUGAAAGAUUCGCUCCAUCCGUAGAUGUCCAGACUUAUUACGGCUCACAAGCUGAACGUGCCAGUCUGAGAGAUGAUCUGAAAAGGCGGUUCAGAUCAGGAAGACUGGAAGUGGUUUUGGCUUCGUACACUCAGGUCGCUUCCAAUGACGAUCUAGGAUUCUUCAGGAAAAAGAUCGAGUUUGAAACAUGUGUAUACGACGAGGGCCACAAGCUCAAGAGUUGUACUACCAAAGCCUACAGCGAUCUUCUUUCGAUUAAACCUAACUGGCGAUUACUCCUUACUGGAACACCAUUGCAGAAUAAUCUGCAAGAGCUAGUGUCUCUCUUGAUGUUCAUUCACAAAGAUACCUUUGCCGAUGCCGAACCAUACCUACGAGCCAUAUUCAAAUCCCAAGGAUCUGCCAACCUGCUAUCACAGCAGCGGACCUCAAGAGCACGAACAAUGUUAACUCCAUUCGUGCUUCGUCGACGGAAAGCUUUGGUAUUGAACUUACCUCCGAAGAUCGAAAGCGUCGAGCAUUGCGAGAUGACCAAGGUCCAAGCCAAACUAUACAACGAAACGAUGAACCGAUCUCGAAAAGUUUUACAGGAACUUACAGAUGAUGCAUUGGAGAACGAAGCUGCAUUGGUCGAGGAGACCGAACAGAAACCUAAUGCGAAGAAAGCGACUAAAGCGAAACCGAAAAAGGGACAAAUCACCCCGGCAGCGAGCAGUUCGAAUAUUCUAAUGGAUCUCAGAAAAGCCGCUAGUCACCCAUUACUAUUCAGGAGAUUGUAUACAGAUGCCAAAGUCAAGAAAUUGGCUAAAGAGUGUUUGAACACCCCAAGUUAUUGUGAUAGUAACUUGAAUUAUGUCAUUGAAGAUUUGGAAUUCAUGAGCGAUUAUGAAAUUUCCAAUUUCUGUUCGUCCUCUAUAGAAGAUGAAUUGCGAAAAUACGCUCUGGAUCCCGAACUUUUCCUUGAGGGAGGAAAGAUCGCUGCUUUGCAGAAGAUCAUCGAGAAAUGUAAGAAAGAGGGUAAGAGGAUGUUAUUGUUCUCUCAAUUCGUGAUGAUCCUUGAUAUACUGGAAAAAGCGCUUGAACAUCUGGGUGUCAAGUAUACUCGAUUGGAUGGACAGACAAAAACCGAUGAAAGGCAGGGACUGGUAGAUGAGUUUAACGAUGAUCCGGAAAUCACCGUUUUCUUACUGUCCACAAAAGCCGGUGGUGUGGGAAUCAACCUCACUGCUGCGUCUGUCGUGGUGAUCUAUGACCAAGACUUCAAUCCUCAUAAUGAUCGUCAAGCGGCAGAUAGAGCUUAUAGGAUCGGUCAGGAGAAGGAAGUGGAGGUGAUCAAGCUGAUAACAAAGGGAUCUAUUGAUGAGGAUAUGUUAGCGAUAGGAAUGACCAAACUCCAACUGGACGACGCUGUAGGAGGCGAAGAGAUUACCCUUGACGGAGCAGAUAAUUCAGGUCAAGAUGAUAAGACUGCCAAAGAAACUAGAAAAUCCCUGUUAACUACGUUAAGGAAUAAAUUCGUAGCUGAUGAUGAUGUGGUUAAGAUGGAGGGUAUCAAAGAAGAAGAUGAGGUACAAAUCACGGGAAGUGUGAAGAAAGCUAGAGGGAAGGUCGUUGAGGUGGAUUAG
Messenger RNA from Kwoniella botswanensis, 3423 nucleotides. RefSeq lists its product as uncharacterized. Gene Ontology annotation, molecular function: ATP binding; chromatin binding; ATP-dependent chromatin remodeler activity. Gene Ontology annotation, cellular component: nucleus. The record is from RefSeq and is a predicted model, not a curated record. Lineage: Eukaryota; Fungi; Basidiomycota; Tremellomycetes; Tremellales; Cryptococcaceae. Bases 1 to 3423 code for a protein of 1140 amino acids. The transcript has 11 exons.